GAUGGCGGUGGUGUCUAGGGCUAUAUUUAACUUUCUUAGAGGAACAGGACUAAUGAAGAUAAUUUUAUGUAUGUAGGCCGUGACUGUCCUCACACUCCAGUACAGUAGGUGGCGGUGUAUGCACCUAAAACUUGGAUGCUAUCCGCCAACCAAAUCCCAAAGAAGAAGAAGAACACAAGGAAGUAUAUAACGAUAACGAGAAAUUGCCAUGGAAUGUAGCGAACUGCUAUUGUAGUUUAUUUUCCAGGUGAACAUUAAAAACAGUUUAUGGAUUGGCAUGCAUAUUUGAUAAAGGCUUCAGCUCAGUUCAUGGAAGCAGUCGUUUUGUUGACCAUUGUGGGGCAAGCUAUCUUUUCUAAAGACGCAGGUAGGUUAAUAAUGAUACGCCCAUGCAAGAGGGUACACUGUUCUUCAUUGUCCGUGAAUAAAAAGGAUUCCGUUGGGAUCAGAGUCCUAUUGUAGUAGCUGAUCUCGUGAUGAGAUUAUUUAUUGGAUUACCCCAAAAUGCAAUCAACUAGGCUACAAUAUCUCAGAGCUGAUUGUGUGAUCUUUGACAAAUCAGCCAAUGAUUGAUCUAUAACAAAUAAUCAUCAUCUGCUUAUUUUGAUAUGAUAUUGCAAUUUCCAAAUGUUAUGGAUAUUGCGAUUAUUUCAUAUAACAUAGGCUUUAUUCUUUUUCAUGAGGCUGAGGGGAGGACAGCUCAUAAUAAUGGCCGGAACAGAGCGAAUGGCAUCAAACAUGUAUUUGAUACCAUUCUACUCCAGCCAUUACCACGAGCCCGUCCUCCCCAAUUAAGGUGCCACCAACCUCCUAUGAAUAGGGCUAUUGAUUAUGAUAGUCAAGGCCUUUUCCUAGCACAGGUAUUAAAUAGACAUAGCUUACACAAAUGUUAUACUUGAACCUUCAACCCAUGUUGCAGUCAUUGCAGUUGUAUGGCAUUGGGAUUUCAAUUUCAAUUUUCUAACGACCACUGGUUUCCUCAAUGAUGUAUCUGGAAACUGAACCUACCUGCCGGGGGAUUGAGAUUUUAAUCAAAUGAAAAGAGCUUUCAAUCAACUGCUUUCAAUGUAAAGAAAUGAGUUGGAACUCAGCUGCAUAGCCUAAGUCAAAAAUAGAUGUAACUUCUGGUUAAUCAUGUCCCUUCCAUUUCCUCUUCUCUUCCCUUACCUCUAGGAUCAUGUCAUCCAAGGAGGGGGGGGAAGGUGAAACUGCUAAAUCCGGGUCUAUGGCAACACAGAGUUCAAUGGCCGUCAACAAUGAUGGGGACAACGACCACAAGAACCAUCAUGAGGAAGUAGGGAGGUUGCACGCGGAACCAAGCAACGAAACAGGCAGUACGGCAGACACCAGCACAGCAGCCAAGAACUUAGCUUUGCUCAAAGCCCACUCCCUGGAUGUGAAUUUUGAGGUUGGCGAGGAGUAUGACGUCAUAGAGACCAUCGGCACAGGGGCCUAUGGCGUCGUGUCCUCCGCCAGGAGGCGGGACAAUGGUGAGAGGCUGCUUUGAAGUUUUAGGCUGUGACUGAACAAAAAUACUAGUUGUCAAAUCCUUGCUUGCUCCAUCCUUGUUAUAUCAAAUUCUCGCAAAGCUUGUUGUCGGGGCAGGUCCAAGGGAGGGAGGGACCUUGGAUCCUCUCCACCCAUUGGCUUCUGGGCGCUUGGGCCUUGGGGGCCUGGGCCUAUCCAGUUUUUUGUUAUAGGCCUACCUUAAAAUAUUGCCUGCCCAAUUAAUUUUUUGACAUUUUUUUUAGAUAGAAAUUACCCAUCAAAAAUAAUAAAUUAAGGGGACAUAUUCAUCAUCUCCAGCACCACACCAGCAUAUGUGAAAACAGCGUGUUUCUAUUAGGGCUGGUAAUUGCCAAGGACCUCACGAUACGAUAUUAUCAUGAUACUUAUCGAUAUUAUCACUAUGUAUUGCGAUUCUCACGAUUCCAUAUGUGUUGCGAUUUGAUACUGUGAUUUUAUUGCGAUGCGAUGUUCCAAACAUAACAUACUUAAUAUAAUAAUAAUAUAAUAUGCCAUUUAGCAGACGCUUUUAUCCAAAGCGACUUAAAGUCGUGCGUGCAUACAUUGUUGUGUAUGGGUGGUCCCUACUUCUCACCAUACAGUGAGGUUUUCCUACUUACAAAGCAUGUAGAGGUCUGUAAUUUUUUAUCAUAGGUACACUUCAACUGUGAGAGACGGAAUCUAAAACAAAAAUCCAGAAAAUCACAUUGUAUGAUUUGUAAGUAAUUAAUUUGUAUUUUAUUGCAUGACAUAAGUUUGUUUUCAGACUUAGCCCCGGAUGACUGGAAAGAGAUUCACAGGUUAUUUUACUAUUAGAUGGUAUGCGUAAUGAAAUAAGGUGUGUUUGUAAAGCAGAAUUUACGUUGUCAUAUACUGAUAAAACAUAAUGGUUCUCUUUGUUAAUCUUUAUCCUAUCUUUUGCUAGCUAUACUGAACAAAAAUAUAAACGCAGCAUGUAAAGUGUUGGUCCCAUUUUUCAUGAGCUAAAAUAAAAGAUCCCAGGAAUUUUCCAUACAGAUUUUGAGCACAAAUUUGUUUACUUACCUGUUAGUGAGCAUUUCUCAUUUGCCAAGAUAAUCCAUCCAUCUGACAGGUGUGGCAUAUCAAGAAGCUGAUUUAAUCAGCAUGAUCAUUACACAGGUGCACCUUGUGCUGGGGACAAUGAAAGGUCACUCUAAAAUGUGCAGUUUUGUCACAACACAAUGCCACAGAUGUCUCAAGUUUUGAAGGAGCGUGCAAUUGGCAUGCUGACUGCAGGAAUGUCCAACAGAGCUUUUGCCAGAGAAUUGAAUGUAUAUUUCUCUACCAUAAGCCGCCUUGAAUGUUGUUUUAGAGAAUUUUGCAGUACAUCCAACCGGCCUCACAAUCGCAGACCAUGUGUAACCACACCAGCCGAGGACCUCCACAUCCAGCUUCUUCACCUGCGGGAUCGUCUGAAGAGGGGGGGUGCUGAGGAGUAUUUUUGUCUGUAAUAAAGUCCUUUUGUGGGGAAAAACUCAUUCUGAUUGGCUGUGCCUGGCUACCCAGUGGGUGGACCUGGCUCCCAAGUGGGUGGACCAGGCUCCCAAGUGGGUGGGUCUAUGCCCUCCCAGGCCCACCCAUGGCUGCGCCCCUCACUGCCCAGUCAUGUGGAAUCCAUAGAUUAGGGCCUAAUGAAUUUAUUUAAAUUGACUGAUUUCCUUCUCAGUAAAAAAACCUUUGAAAUUCUUGCAUGUUGCGUUUAUAUUUUUGUUCAGUAUAUUUUUUCAUCUGGGUAACUUAUCUGCAGGUCAACAAGUGGCAAUUAAGAAGAUUCCCAAUGCUUUUGAGGUGGUGCAAAACGCUAAGCGUACAUUGCGAGAGCUGAAGAUUCUCAAGCAUUUCAAACAUGACAACAUUAUCGCCAUCAAAGACAUCCUCCAGCCUAGCCUCCCUCACUUCAAGUCUGUGUAAGUAACUCUUAUUCUUCGUUAUAUUUCUGGAUGCCCCUUAUUUGAAAGUAAAUUUUUUUGUAAAGUCAAGGGAAAAAAACAUACAAAUGACUGGAUACAACAAAGAGUUCAUUUCUCUUACUAUCCCUUUCUCCAUCUAAUCUUUACUGUCUUGUCCUCGUCUCUCCUCCUCUUCCAGAUAUGUGGUUCUGGACCUGAUGGAGAGUGACCUCCACCAGAUAAUCCACUCCCGGCAGCCGCUGACUCCAGAGCACACACGCUACUUCCUGUACCAGCUCCUACGCGGUCUCAAGUACGUGCACUCGGCCAAUGUCAUCCACCGCGACCUCAAGCCCUCUAACCUGCUGGUCAAUGAGAACUGCGAGCUGAAGAUCGGCGACUUCGGCAUGGCCCGGGGCCUUAGCUCGCACCCCGAGGAGUCCCACUCCUUCAUGACCGAGUACGUGGCCACGCGCUGGUACCGCGCCCCCGAGCUAAUGCUCUCGCUGCACCACUACAGCCUGGCCAUCGACAUGUGGUCCGUGGGCUGCAUCUUUGCCGAGAUGCUGGGCCGCAAGCAGCUGUUUCCCGGGAAGCACUAUGUCCACCAGCUGCAGCUUAUCCUGUCUGUGUUGGGCACACCGCCGGAGGGCGUGAUCGGGGCCAUUGGGGCCGACCGGGUGCGCUCGUAUGUGCGGAGCCUGCCAUCGCGCGCCCCCGUGCCCCUGGCCAAGUUGUACCCGCAGGCCGAGCCUGCUGCCCUGGACCUGCUGGCCACCAUGCUGCGCUUCGAUCCUCGCGAGCGGAUUGAUGUGAGCCAGGCACUGGAGCACCCCUACCUGUCCAAGUACCACGACCAGGACGAUGAGCCCAUCUGCGUGCCCGCCUUCGACUUUGAGUUCGACAAGGCGCCCAUGAGCCGGGAGCAGAUCAAAGAGGCCAUCCUGGUGGAGAUCCAAGACUUCCACCGGCGGAAACAGAACAACCGCCAGAGGAUCCAGUUCAGGCCCUUACAGAGGCAGGCUGGUGGCAGCAAUGACCAAGGGUCUGCUCAAACCUCCACCGUCAACCUGACCAAUAACUCAUUGGCUUCCAUGUCACGACCGUCGCAGGUAUCGCAGAUGCAGCCUCAACCAGUGUCAGAGACUCAAGCCAAUCAGCAUCAUAAAACGACAGGAGGGAGCCAGACUUUCGCCAAUCAGCUGCCGUCCUUUAGUAAACAGGCCCCGCCCCUUUCAGAGGUGACCCCGUCCCAACGUCUGACCCACACGUUGCCUCCCCUGACCCAGACAGAGAGUUGCCAGGACGUGGACAUGCCCAGCGCCAACUCGGACAGCGGGCAGCCUGAGAUCAUAGACCUGAUCACGCCAGUCUCUUCCCAGGGCACCUCACCGUCUGAAGCUCUGAGGGAAAGCUCGAAGGUGGAGGAGCUAGUACCCACCAGCCAGGGGGGGCCUCUGACCCAAGUCACCCAGAGUCAGCCAAUGUCUCAGGGCCAGGCUGCGUCUUCCCUAUCCUCCACUUUAGUACACGACACCAUGGCUCCUCUGCCCAACUCUGUGCCUUCUCUCAUGCUCUCCCAGGCCCAAGCUCAGUCGCUUUCGCAGUCCCUCACACAGUCAUUGUCCAAGGGGGCGAGGGGAACAGCGGGGGCGGGAGAAGGGACCAGGAAAGAUGGAGCCAUUUCGGAGGACACCAAAGCAGCGCUCAAGGAGGCCUUGCGGAAGUCGGCUCUCAGAAACAAAGCCAGAGGUAAAUUGUAACAGUCUACACUUUCGAGUCUCCUCUCCUCUUAAAAAGGUCUGACGUGCUUGCGUCUUACUGUGUUCCUUUUAAACGGAUAGUUCAGUAUGUGCAUGACAUUUUAAACAUGCAGACUGGUGGACAUUGACUUAUAUUGGGUUUUGGUUAGAAAACCAAAGCAGUCUCUCCUUGUCCAUUGACUACUUUCAAUGUAAGGAAACAAAUGUAUAAAUUGUCUGCACUACCCUUUAACCAGAAUAUUUCUCUCUUCAGAUGGAGGUCCUACAGCGCUGAGUAUGGAUACAGGUGGAGCAGGUCUGUCAUCCUCCCUCUCUCUUCCGGAGCUACGGCGGCCCGUCACAGCCCAGGAGCGUCAAAGAGAAAGGGAGGAGAAGAGGCGGAGGAGGCAGGAGCGAGCUAAGGAGCGGGAGAGGAAGAUGAAAGAGAAGGAGAGAAAAGAAGGGGACUCGUUGGGUGGGGUUCUCCUGAGCGACAACGACAAGAGCCUAUUGGAACGCUGGAAGAGGAUGAUGGACAGCCGUGCAGACAAAUCACAGACCCCUGAUGUCGACGCAGCCAAAACUAAGGGCUGCAAAGUAAAUUCCCACCUCGGCGGGAAGUCUAGCGAUAACACCGAGGCGGCAAUGGCUGUAAAUCACACAAAAUCGGAUAAGGAAGCAGGGGAGAUUCAGACUCACAAACAGACGGUACCCCAAAUAGAGCCCAAUCUGUCAGGCAUGUUCCAGCCACUAAAUACCCAGGGCUCACUGCCUUUCUCUCUAGGCCAGACAAAGGGAGGGGAGAUGGGGCGUGUGGCUGUGAGUGGAGGGAUGGAUCUGUUGGAUGGAGCCUCCUGUGGCUUAGCUAAAAACAACACGCUAAAACCGACGCAGGGUGUGUACGAAGGGCUGAGGAUCUUCAACUGUCUGGGGAAUUGGGCCGGGCAGCAGCAGGUAGGGGCCGGGACUUCCCAGCAACAGCAGCUACUCCUUAACAGAUCACCCCAAGCCUGCCAGACAAGCUUCCCUCAGCCUCAGCUGCACCCCGUGGAGACUUUCUUGACGAAAGCCCCAGCACUGCCACCGAGAGAAACCAAUGGCAACAUGAGAACAGGGGGAGGCCAGAACAACAUCAACGCUCACCCUAACUCAGUCACUAGUGGUGCCGGGCCCAUGGAGAAGCUGUGCUCGGCUCUGAGAGAGAAGCCCGGGUCCCACACGCAGAGCCCUCUCUGCGGGGCCUUAGGGGCCCCGUCCCUUCCUCAGCCCAGCUUAGGGUUCACAGACACCGGACAGCCGGGGCACGCUGUGGCCCCUGACAUCCACACGGUCACACUGCAGCUCUCAAAGUCACAGGUGGGUCUGAGUCUUCCUUUCUUCUUAAUCUCGCUCUCUUUUAGAGCCCCCUGUUAUAUAUAUUUUUUAGCAGUAUUGUAGUUAUGUAUUUUUCAUAUUUUUAUUCAAGUCUGAAUAUUGGCCAUAUCUUGUCUGGUAAUCUAACAUUUGUUUGGGGGGUUAUAAAAGCAGAUGAACUAAACCACUAACUUAGAAAAGCUAGAGGGCAGACUUGGGACAAAAUACUGAUAGCAAAAUACUGACAGUCAACUGAGUGGGACUUGCUAUGGGUUAAAGCUAUUAAUGAUACAAAGAAUAUACCUUUUAAUGCCUUAUGAGUUAAAUUGUCGAACCCUAUCAAAACUCCAAAUAUAACCUGACUUUACCUCAGUUUGUAAACAAUGGAACUGUAAACAUGUAUAGCUUGAAAACAUAGUUAAAAGUAUAAUUUUCAUAUUUACAAUACAACAUCCGUGUGUGCAGAGUGCGUGUCUAAUCAAGUGUAUGUGUGUCUGUGCCUGUGUGUAUGUGUCUCUUCACAGUCCCUACUGUUCCAUAAGGUGUAUUUGUAUCUGUUUUUUUAAAAUCUGAUUAUACUGCUUGCAUCAGUUACCUGAUGUGGAAUAGAGUUCCAUGAAGCCAUGGCUCUAUGUAGUACUGUGCGCCUCCCAUAGUCUGUUCUGGACUUGGGGAUUGUGAAGAGACAUUUGGUGGCAUGUCUUGUGGGGUAUGCAUGGGUGUCCGAGCUGUGUGCUAGUAGUUUAAACCGACACUGGUGCAUUCAGCCUGUCAACACUUCGUACAAACACAAAUAGUGAUGAAGUCAAUCUCUCCUCCACUUUGAGCCAUGAGAGAUGUACAUGCAUAUUGUUGUUAGCUCUCCGUGUACAUUUAAGGGCCAGCCGUGCUGCCCUGUUCUGAGCCAAUUGUAAUUUUCCGAGGUCCCUCUUUGUGGCACCUGACCACACGACUGAACAGUAGUCCAGGUGUGACAAAACUAGGGCCUGUAGGACCUGCUUUGUUGAUAGUGUUGUUAAAAUGGCAGAGCAGCCCUUUAUUAUGGACAGACUUCUCCCCAUCAUAGCUACCGUUGUUUCAACAUGUUUUGACCAUGACAGUUUACAAUCCAGGGUUACUCCAAACAGUUUAGUCACUUCAACUUGCACAAUUUCCACAUUAUAUAUUACAAGAUUUAGUUGAGGUUUAGGGUUUAGUGAAUGAUUUGUCCCAAAUACAAUGCUUUUAGUUUUUGAAAUAUUUAGGACAAACUUAUUCCUUGCCACCCAUUCAGAAACUAACUGCAGCUCUUUAAGUGUUGCAGUGAUUUCACUCGCUGUAGUAGCUGACGUGUAUAGUGUUAAAUCAUCCGCAAACAUACACACUGGCUUUACUAAUGACAUGCCACUGGCCUUGAGUAAAGACUGAAAAAAGUAAGGGGUCUAGACAGCUGUCCUGGGGAAUUCCUGAUUCUACCGGAAUUAUGUUGGAGGCUUCCAUUAAAGAACACCCUCUGUGUUCUGUUAGACAGGUAACUCAUUAUCCAUAAUAUAGCAGGGGGUGUAAAGCCAUAACACAACUUUUUCCAUCAGCAGACUAUGAUAGAUAAUGUCAAAAGCCGCACUGAAGUCAAACAAAACAGCUCCCACAAUCUUUUUAUCGUCAGAUUCUCUCAGCAAAUUUUCAGUCAUUUGUGUAAGUGCCGUGCUUGUUGAAUGUCCUUCCCUGUAAGUGUGCUGAAAGUCUGUUGUCAAUUUGUUUACAAUAAAAUAGUAUUGUAUCUGGUCAAACACAAUUUUUUCCAAAAGUCUAUUAAGGGUGGGUAAGAGGCUGAUUGGUCGGCUAUUUGAACCAGUAAAAGGGGGCUUUACUAUUCUUGGGUAGCAGAAUGACUUUUGCUUCCCUCCAGGCCUGAGCGCACACACUUUCUAGUAGGCUGAGAUUGAAGAUGUGGCAAAUAGGAGUGGUAAUAUCGUCCGCUAUUAUCCUCAGUCAUUUUCCAUCCCAAGUUGUCAGACCCCGGUGGCUUGUCAUUGUGGAUAGACAACAAUCCAUUUUUCACAUCCACACUCACUUGACGGAAUUCACAAUUACAAUGCUCGUCUUUCAUAAUUUGAUCAGUUAUACUUGGAUGUUUAGCGUCAGCGUUUGUUGCUGGCAUGUCAUGCCUAAAUUGGCUAAUCUUGCCAAAGAAAAAAAUCAUUAAAGUAAAUGGCAAUAUCAGUGGGUUUUGUGAUGAAUGAGCCAUCUGAUUCAAUGAAUGAUGGAUCUAAGUUUUGCCUUUUUGUCAAAUUUCAUUUAAGGAGCUCCAAAGUGUUUUACUAUCAUUCUUUAUGUCAUUUAUCUUUGUCAUAGUGUAGUUUCUUUUUAUUCAGUUUAGUCACAUGAUUUGCAGUACGUUUGCCAAUUGGUUGUACAGCCAGACUUAUUUGCCAUUCCUUUUGCCUCAUCCCUCAACCAUACCAAUUUUGAAUUCCUCAUCAAUCCACGGGGAUUUAAGUUUUUACAGUCAUUUUCUUAAUGGGUGCAUACUUAUUAGAAACUGGAAUAAGCAAUUUCAUAAAUGUGUCAAGUGCAGCGUCUGGUUGCUCCUCAUUACACACCACAGACAAACAAAUAUUCUUUACAUCAACAACAGAUGUUGGUGAAGCCGGGUUUUAACGUCUCGUUGCCACUCUCAGGUGGAAGAUGUGCUGCCUCCGGUGUUCUCCGUCACCCCUAAGGGCAGUGGGGCGGGGUACGGAGUGGGCUUUGACCUGGAUGACCUCUUCAACCAGUCCCUCACUGACCUCCAGCACGCAGACCUCAGAGACAGGUGAGUCAAACUUUACACCUAUUCCAUAGUACCUGGAACAGUGUUGCAGAACACUAUGAAAACAUCAUUCAUUUGCUUAUGUUAAACAUAGUUUAAACAAGUAUACCCCAGAAACCACUGUAAUAAUAAUAUAAUAUGCCAUUUAGCAGACGCUUUUAUCCAAAAGCGAUUUACAGUCAUGCGUGCAUACAUUUUUACGUAUGGGUGGUCCCGGGGAUUGAACCCACUACCCUGGCGUUACAAGCGCCAUGCUCUACCAAUUGAGCUACAGAGGACCACUGUAGAUGCAAAUGUUGUACCAUACAUACAUUUGGAGUUGGUGUACUGUCAGUCAAAAUGAUAAUCAGCACCAGCAGGCGAACUUCUCUAACCCUCACUCUCUUUUCCAACCCUCACUCUCUUUUCUCCUCCGUCAGUUACAAUGACUCAGGCCCCCUCUCAGCCUCCCUGCUCUCUGAUUGGCUGGAGGUGCACCGCAUGACUCCGGCUGACCUGGAAUCACUACAGCAGGAACUACAGCUAGGAUCUCCCAUGAUCCUCUCUGACUCCAUCCCUCCUGACACCUGA
Messenger RNA from Coregonus sp. 'balchen', 9872 nucleotides. The record is from the annotation of a GenBank genome assembly. Lineage: Eukaryota; Metazoa; Chordata; Actinopteri; Salmoniformes; Salmonidae.